GUAGGGUGCACCCAGACUGUCCUGGGCCAGAAGCGCGCAGUAGGUUCCGGGUCCCGUGACUCGCAUGACUGCAUCGCCGGGUGCGCGGACCGAGGAUCUGCCCUGUCCCCCUUGAGAGAGAAGUUCCCACGGCCGUGGCGCCCAUGGCGGGCGAGAGACUCGGGCAACAGGGCGAAACGGCCACUGCGGUUCCGGAGACCCGAGAGCACCUCUUUAAGGUGCUGGUCAUCGGCGAGCUCGGCGUGGGCAAGACAAGCAUCAUCAAGCGCUAUGUGCACCAGCUCUUCUCCCAGAACUACCGCGCCACCAUUGGCGUGGACUUCGCCCUCAAAGUCCUCAACUGGGACAGCAGGACGCUCGUGCGCUUGCAGCUGUGGGACAUCGCUGGACAGGAGCGGUUUGGCAACAUGACCCGAGUGUACUACAAGGAGGCUCUUGGAGCAUUUGUAGUCUUUGAUAUAUCGAGAAGUUCCACAUUUGAUGCAGUCCUAAAAUGGAAAAAUGAUCUGGAUAGCAAAGUUCAUCUUCCCAACGGAAGUCCCAUUCCUGCUGUCCUUCUAGCUAACAAAUGUGACCAGAAGAAGGACAGCAGCCAGAGUCCUUCCCAGAUGAACCAGUUCUGUAAAGACCAUGGCUUCAUUGGAUGGUUUGAAACCUCUGCCAAGGAUAACAUAAACAUCGAUGAGGCCACCCGCUUCCUAGUGGAAAACAUGCUCGCGAACCAGCAAAGUUUUCCUAGGGAAGAAAUCGACAUGGACAAAAUUAAACUGGUGGAGGAGCCCCCCACGACAAAGCCCAAGUCCCAGUGCUGCUGAUGUGUCUCCAUGGUCUUGCAUGCGCAUGCGUCUGAGGGUGCCCCCUCCUAACCCUCGGUGCCAUUGUCCGCUGUGAAUCUCCCUCAGGGGCGCUUUAUCAUUCAUCUGCACAUGAACCGCCCAUCUGAACUGGAGAUCCCAGGAGCACUGUUCCCACUAGAGGCUCUUUGAUUUACCAGAGGACCCCUCAGGCUCUUUGUACUGCUAAAGGCAGACUAAUGUUUACAGCCUUUGAAAUAUUUUGUACACGAAUUUCAAGGGUUAGCUUUUAAUGUGGUUGGCCAGUAGAAAAACUUCCCUCCUCCCCUUGGUGAUCCUGACAUCUUGAGUGUCUUUUUUCCUGUAUACAUCCUCACCUAAGCACGGGUUGUUCUUGGUUUUUGUUUGUCUUAUUGUUUGUUUUCUUUCUUUAAGGUGGUAGCUACGAAGACUUGAAGGUCCCACGCAGUUAUAUCCUAGUCAAAACUUGGUGCGUCGUGUAGAGUUUUUAUCUUUAAAUAACAUGAUUCUAGAACGCAUAGCCAUUGUGUAACUGAGUCACUCUGAAUCACCCUUGAGAGCCCCUUCUUUAAUUAGUCAAGAAGUACCGAGCUGGGGAUGUGGCUCACUUAGAGAGCGUUUACCUUGAAUGUGAUAGAUGCUCGAGAGAUCAAAGAAGUUAGCACCAUACCUGUUCUGUGGGUGUCUCCCUCUGGAUCCUCUCUAGGGGUAGUUGCCACUCCCACUUGGAAACAAUACAAAUGAACUUUUUUUUUCUUCUGCCCUCUAGUCUGUGUUUAUAGCCUAGAACCAUAUUAAAGAUACAGUGGUACUAAGAGGAACUUGUCUUUCCAGACCCGUCUUGGUAAUAAUGGUCAGGAGGAGAAUUCUUUUUCGAAGCACAUGCAAGUUUAUGCAAAAGUUUCUGUAGUGUAAAACCUGAAAGAAAGUAAACCAUGUCUAGUAUUGUCUAUGGUUUUUGGGUACUGGUUGUAUAAUGCCUAGGACACUCAGGAAGAUCCUCUAUAUCGCAUUGCCUUUCACUCAGUGAAAGAAACGAAUAGAUAUUUUAACCUAAGCCUGUGUGCUGAAUGAAUGUCAUUCUAGGAAGGUCCUUUUCUGGUGAAGAAAAUGUGUUUGACUGGGGUGUUGGUUCACCUCUGUUGCCCCAGCAUGUAGGAAACAGAGGCGAAGGGUAGGAGUUCGUGGCAUAUCUUGGCUACAUAGCCAGCUCAAGGACAGCCUGUGCUACAGAAGAGGCUUUCUCCAAAAAAU
This is a messenger RNA of Rattus norvegicus (Norway rat), 2069 nucleotides long. RefSeq names its product RAB32, member RAS oncogene family (gene Rab32). Gene Ontology annotation, molecular function: GTPase activity; GTP binding; G protein activity. Gene Ontology annotation, cellular component: trans-Golgi network; Golgi apparatus; membrane. The record is from RefSeq and is marked provisional. The transcript has 3 exons. Gene Ontology annotation, biological process: vesicle-mediated transport. The coding region runs from base 144 to 815 and encodes 223 amino acids. NCBI's taxonomy places the organism in Eukaryota, Metazoa, Chordata, Mammalia, Rodentia, Muridae.